Messenger RNA from Acanthoscelides obtectus, 1738 nucleotides. NCBI's taxonomy places the organism in Eukaryota, Metazoa, Arthropoda, Insecta, Coleoptera, Chrysomelidae. The record is from the annotation of a GenBank genome assembly.
AUCAUUAAAAGUGACUCACUCUGUACAAACACAAAAUUAACGACCACCCAUUCAUAUUUCUCUGUUUAUUGUGAAAACUUCGGAAGAUCCAGCGCAGUUCAUAAGGUUUCGCUACUCAUUACAGAUAAAACAGAUCUCGGUAUGCGCUGAAAGCUGAUAGUGUCUUGUUUUCAUAUAAUCUCAUUAGCAAGAACUCAACAGUGGUUAGUGUAACUCUGUAACUACAACAUGUACAAAAUCGCUGCAAGUUUAGUGUUGUUGAGCAUCGUGGCUGCGAGUUGGGCAUAUACGGACUGCGGUGAGACACUCUUUAGUUAAUUGUGUAAUAGUUUAAUGGUUCACGUUGUGGGACAUGACCUUAUGAUUUAGACCGAAUUAUUCUUCGGCCUGGUAAUAUCAGAAAUCGUGCUACAAAAAUACAGCCUUUAAGAAAGAAUUUUGGUUCAUAAACAUUAGUCAUCAAGCUUUGUUUUCUUAUUUCAAAAUAGGUACACAAGAGAAUUGCAUUGGUUCUUGUUGCAUUAAUAUAGAUCUAAUAUUGUCCAAUUACUAAAGAUGUGGAGCCGCGUCUCUUGGUUAAAUAGGAUGCGUAAAAAAGGGUCAGAGGUUGGAACGAUAAGUGACGUCGAAGUAUCGGACUGUGUCGAAGGCAAACGAUGUAUACUCAAAAGGAACACAAAUGUUACACUGAAAAUUAUAUUUACGCCAAAGGGCGAUUCCGAUACAUUAAAAGCAGUCGUCCAUGGUGAAAUCUUGGGAGUGCCCAUGCCUUUUGACCUCCCAAAUCCUGAUGGUUGCAAAGACUCUGGCGUGACUUGCCCUCUAAAGGCUGGACAAACUUACACGUACAUUAAUGCUCUACCUAUCAGCCCCCACUAUCCAAGAGUUACAGUUGACGUCAAAUGGGAACUGCAACUAAGUAAUGAUGAGGAUGCAGCAUGUGCCAAGAUUCCAGCAAAAAUAGCUUAAAAGAAUCAUACUUUUAAUGCAGAUUUUAAGAAAUAAACCAGUUUUUGGUAUAAAAGCAGCAUACAAUGUUUAAUGGAAAUUCUAUGCUCUAACUGAUGUACAUUUACCACUAUAAAAACAAUAGAUAUUCAACUAAAUAAGAAACAUUCAAAAAGGAAAAUGUCUCACUAUAGACAAGAUAUUGGUUGAGAAAUUGAAUUUCCAAUUUCUGGUGCAGUUAUUGAAAACAGUUUUUUGACACCAUUUCCAAAACAAUACGAGAUGUAAUAAUUUAUUGUUUUAUCUCAAUGGAUAACAUAUGGUAACUUUCAAUAUCAAUGACUAUUUUAUAUCAAAUAUUUACAAAACUAUUAAACGAAAAUUCAACUUACCAACAAAUUCUGUAUCUGGACACAUUGAAGAUUUAUAUACAAUAAUGGAAAUUAAAAUUACAAAAGUACAAAAAUAGUUUUCUUUCCAAUAUAUUUUACAAAUAGGCACUAUCUUAUAUUUACAUUUUUGAAUCUCUGUUAAUGAAACAUAAAGGGAAAUUUUCAGAAAACUGUAUCAAUUUUAAAUAUCAAUGAAAAUGUUGGAAAAAUAUAGUAAGACCUCUGUAUAAGUGGUGAUUUAAGAGCAGACAGUGAUUUACAAAUAAGAAAAAUUUCCUAAAUUCUCUAUCCAAAAUAAUAUACUCAUAUUUAAGUAAAGCUACCAAAAAUAAUAGCUACUAUUAUAGUGUUUUACUAUAUUUUUUCAACAAUAAUGGUAGAAACUUACAAACUGUCUG